Molecule: messenger RNA, 1553 nt
Organism: Vitis riparia (riverbank grape)
Lineage: Eukaryota; Viridiplantae; Streptophyta; Magnoliopsida; Vitales; Vitaceae
Product: 1-acyl-sn-glycerol-3-phosphate acyltransferase 2
Exons: 11
Coding region: 69-1232 (387 amino acids)
Cellular component (GO): endomembrane system
Molecular function (GO): 1-acylglycerol-3-phosphate O-acyltransferase activity
Source: RefSeq, a predicted model, not a curated record
UUCAGUACAUUGGAAGCCUCUGUCUUACCCUCGUUCUAUCCGACGCUUCUAAUUUUGGUUUUGGGGAUAUGUCGAUUGCAGCGGCUGCCGUUGUCGUUCCGCUGGGUCUUCUCUUCCUCACCUCCGGCCUUGUAGUUAAUCUCAUUCAGGCAGUUUGUUUCAUCCUUGUUAGGCCUCUGUCAAAAAGUACAUACAGAAGGAUCAACAGAGUGGUAGCAGAAUUAUUAUGGCUCGAGCUCGUGUGGCUUAUUGAUUGGUGGGCAGGGGUUAAGAUCCAACUGUACACAGAUCCAGAAACGUUUCGCUUAAUGGGUAAAGAACAUGCACUUCUUAUAUCAAACCACAGAAGUGACAUUGAUUGGCUUGUUGGAUGGGUUUUGGCUCAGCGAUCAGGUUGCCUUGGCAGCACAUUAGCUGUAAUGAAGAAAUCAUCAAAAUUCCUUCCGGUGAUAGGUUGGUCAAUGUGGUUUUCUGAGUAUUUAUUUCUGGAAAGAAACUGGGCCAAGGAUGAAAGCAUAAUAAAGUCAGGUCUUCUACGGUUAAAGGACUACCCUCAGCCUUUUUGGUUGGCUCUUUUUGUUGAGGGAACUCGCUUUACACAGGCAAAGCUUUUAGCAGCUCAAGAAUAUGCAACUGCAUCGGGGUUGCCUGUUCCUAGAAAUGUUCUGAUUCCCCGUACUAAGGGUUUUGUUUCAGCUGUCAGUCACAUGCGUUCAUUUGUUCCAGCUGUUUAUGAUGUAACAGUGGCAAUUCCCAAAACUCAGCCUUCACCAACAAUGCUCAGACUCUUUAAGGGGCAACCUUCUGCAGUGCAUGUGCACAUCAAGAGGCAUUUGAUGAAGGAAUUGCCUGAAACAGAUGAUGCUGCAGCACAAUGGUGUAGAGAUGUAUUUGUCGCCAAGGACGCCUUAUUGGACAAGCAUAAGGUAGAAGACACAUUUGGUGAAGGAGAAUUUCAAGACACUGGUCGACCAAUAAAGUCCCUUUUGGUUGUCAUCUCUUGGGCAUGCCUCCUUAUCUUAGGGGCUCUAAAGUUCUUGCAGUGGUCUUCACUCCUAUCCUCAUGGAAGGGAAUUUCAUUUACUGCAAUUGGGUUAGCCAUUGUCACUGUCCUUAUGCACAUCCUCAUCAAAUUCUCUCAAUCAGAGCGUUCCACGCCUGCCAAGGUUGCCCCAGCAAAGCCCAAGAACGGGGGAGAAUCAUCAGAACCAGGUCGCCACAAACAUCACUAAAUCCCAGCCCAGCUGCUUCCGCAGAUCUUCAAUACAUUGGUCGCUUCAUCUACAAUGGUAUAUUUGUGAAGCAAACCCAUAUGCCUAGUAUGUGUGUUUCUUGCCCUCUUACUAAUGCGUGUGAUCUUUUUAAACUAUUUGAUUCAUAGCAUGUGUUUGAAUUCUGUAUUCAGAGACUGUGUGCAUAUCAAUUCAUUAAUUACCAAUCUGAGUAGCCUAGUUCUGUAGACUUUUACUUGAAGUGGCUGUACCAUCUUCCCUUGGAUUUUUUUCUUUUUCUAUUUUUCUAAGGUAUUUAUUCUCAAUUGCAUUUAUAGUCUC